ACAAAAGUGUCAUGGUGGUGCGGCACAUGUGCGCCUGUGCAGCUCCUCCCAUGUCAAGUGCAGCAGAGACACGGAAGCCGAAUGUAAGCCUUUGGAUAAGUGAGUGUGUGUAGGAGAAAAGGGGGAGGGAAUGCAAACACACACACACACUCGCUUUUGGCUGAUGUAACAGAAAAAAAAACUGUGAUCACAAUGAAGUGAUGGUUUUUGAAAAGAAAGAGGGAAGAGGAGAGCUUCCUGGUUGUGUUCUGAAUGAGAUUGUGCACAUCUACAUUUCCUGAUUGACCUCUACCUGCCUCCAUCAUGUCGCUGCUGACUCACGUGCUGGCGUGCCUCUUUGGUAUGGGCUCCUGGGUGGCCAUCAAUGGGAUGUGGGUGGAGCUGCCCCUGGUCGUACCGGAGAUCCCAGAGGGCUGGUAUCUACCGUCGUACCUCACAGUCCUCAUCCAGAUGGCCAACAUUGGUCCACUCUUCAUCACUCUGAUGCACCGCUUCCGCCGAGGGGUGCUCGAUGAGCGGCCAGUCAUCUACUUUAUUGUAGGGCUGGGGAUCGUUGCUACAUUCCUGCUGGCUUUCUUCUGGAGGCACAGAGUGAUGAUCGGGGGCUCUUUGCACAGUGUACCCCUGCUGGUGUUAAGUUUCCUGCUCUCUGUGGUGGACUGCACCUCCUCCGUUACCUUUCUGCCUUUCAUGAUGAGGCUGCGUCCGCAGUACCUCACCACAUACUUCGCAGGUGAAGGCCUCAGCGGUCUGGUGCCUGCACUGGUGGCUCUGAUUCAAGGUGUUGGUGUAGUCCACUGUCAGAAUGCCACUUUGGCUGAUACAGCCAACAAAACACUUGAUAAUGCCACUAUGGUAGCUAGUGAUGAGCUACAGGCCAUCUACCAGCCAGCUAAAUUCUCUGUUCAGGUCUUCUUCGUGUUCCUCAGUGCAAUGAUGGUCGUGUGCCUGGUAGCCUUUAUCUUACUCAACCAUCAUCCAGCUGUGGCUCGAGAGAGAAAGAACGACCUGUAUUUCAGUGGUGAUCUGGCCUCUGACAAGAGAGAGCAAGGUCUGUCUCUGCACGCCCAGACACCAGAGCAGAAGCCUAUGAUCAACCCUCUGGAAGGAGGGAGGAGGGAGCCCAGGAGCUCUUUUGGGAUGGGGACCUACAGCAAUCUGGAGGUGGUGUUCAUCUUUGUUGUACUGGCUUGGGUCAACGCUCUGACCAACGCAGUGCUGCCCGCAGUCCAGUCCUACUCCUGUCUGCCUUACGGGAACAAGGCCUACCAUCUAGCUGCCACCAUGGCGGCUGUUGCUAACCCAGUGGCCUGCUUUAUCGCCAUGUUUGUGCCGAUUAGGUCUCUGGUCUUCAUGGGCUUCUUGACCAUGACUGGGACUGGAUUUGGAGCCUACAUCAUGGCCAUGGCAGCUCUAAGUCCCUGCCCCCUGCUGGUUCACAGUGGCUCUGGAACUGCAGUCAUAGUGCUGGCCUGGGUGCUGUUUGUCCUGUCCCUGUCCUAUGUGAAGGUCAUCAUCGGGGUGAUUCUGCGGGACGAAGGCCACAGUGCCCUCGUGUGGUGUGGAGCAGUAGUGCAGUUGGGUUCCAUGGUGGGUGCUCUCUCCAUGUUCCCGUUGGUCAGCGUCUACGGACUUUUCAAGUCAGGUGAUGCCUGCAACACUAAGUGUCCAAUGUAGUAAAGAAACACGUUUAAUUUAAAAACUGCUGUACAAAACUGAAAUAAAAAAAUGCGCUUAUCUUAGAUGCACUGAACUGAAACAGUCGUGAGCUUUACAUAUUCCUUUUUGUUUAAACAGAUCUGAGAGCUCAGAGUCUACAGCACUAUCACUCCAUGAUGUUAGCAGAUUUCUUCUUAUCAGAGUCAGAUGGUAGAUGUAUGUUUUACAGAUAUCUGUAUUUAUUGACUUGACUAGAUCAAACAAGACCAUUUUGUCGCUGAGCACAUUACAAUUCCUUCUCAAUUCAGAGGUCAAAGCCAGUUUACUUGAACUGUUAAUAUGAUGUGAACACUUAAUUGAUUACUGUUGCUUUUAUAAGAACCUAUGGCUUUAAAGUGUGCCUUAUUUGAGACUCUGAAAGAUGUGUGCUCAUUUUUGGUGUACAUGUUUGCACAUUAUAACUUGCUUUAUACAUGUUACUUGUGUGGAGAAACUGUUCAACAAUACAAAAUAAAACAUGUUUUAUCUCUGCCUAAA
Molecule: messenger RNA, 2196 nt
Organism: Plectropomus leopardus (leopard coralgrouper)
Lineage: Eukaryota; Metazoa; Chordata; Actinopteri; Perciformes; Serranidae
Gene: slc52a3-2b
Product: solute carrier family 52 member 3-2b
Biological process (GO): riboflavin transport
Cellular component (GO): plasma membrane
Molecular function (GO): riboflavin transmembrane transporter activity
Source: RefSeq, a predicted model, not a curated record